Molecule: messenger RNA, 417 nt
Organism: Dioszegia hungarica
Lineage: Eukaryota; Fungi; Basidiomycota; Tremellomycetes; Tremellales; Bulleribasidiaceae
Exons: 2
Coding region: 1-417 (138 amino acids)
Source: RefSeq, a predicted model, not a curated record
AUGAGCCGCAAUCUAGCCAGUGCCAUUCCCAGACCUCAUCACACCUCUCAAGCCUCAGCGUACGCUCAUCGCCCCAGACAAGUCUUUGGCUGCUGCCUCGCCAUCAACUUCAUUGGCGCCCGCUUUCUCCUCGCCCCCAACGUCGCCGCGGAGGGGUUCGGCGUAGCCGUUGACGACGCUCGAGCCUUCACAGCCAUCAAGGGUAUCCGGGACAUCACGUCCGGUAUCGUGCCCCUUGUGGUGUGGCGCGUGGCGGGCCAGUCGGCAUCCGGAUGGGCGAUGACGGCGGCGGCGGUGACGCCUAUCGGCGAUGCACUGGUGGUGAUCAGUCGAGGUGGAAGCUGGGGGACGGCAUUGGGUAUACAUGGGGCGACGGCAGCUGUGUUGAUUGCGACUGGGCAGUACUUGGCCAAGUAG